AUGGAGGGAGAAAAUUGCUCCUACUUGAUUGAAUUCAAGCUCUUGGGAAUUACUAAUAACCCUGAGAUUAAGACAAUCAUAUUCAUCAUGUUUCUGAUAGUGUAUUUCAUUAUUCUUGUAGCAAAUCUUGGAAUGAUCAUUUUAAUUAGAACAGAUUCUCAGCUUCAAACACCAAUGUAUUUCUUCCUCAGUCAUCUCUCUUUCUGUGAUCUCUGCUACUCUACAGCAAUUGGACCUAAGAUGCUAGUGGACCUCUUUUCCAGGAACAAAUCAAUUCCCUUCAUUGGUUGUGCUAUGCAAUUCUUCACCUUUUGUAUCUUUGCAGAUUCUGAAUGUCUCCUGCUGGCAGUGAUGGCCUUUGAUAGGUACAAGGCCAUUAGCAACCCCUUGCUUUAUACAGUCAACAUGUCCAACAAAGUGUGUUCUAUGCUUAUGGCAGGGGUUUACCUGAUUGGCAUGGUUGAUGCUUUGGUACAUACAACAUUAACUUUCCGCUUGUGUUUUUGUGGCUCAAAUGAAAUCAAUCACUUCUUCUGUGAUUUACCUCCACUUUACCUUCUUUCCUGCUCUAAUAUUCAAGUCAAUGAGCUGGCAUUAUUCACUGUUUUUGGCUUCAUUGAACUAAGUACCAUUUCUGGAGUUCUUGUGUCUUACUGUUACAUCAUCUUCUCAGUCUUAAAGAUCAACUCUACGGAAGGAAGGUUCAAAGCUUUCUCCACCUGCACCUCCCACUUAACUGUUGUUGCAAUUUUCCAGGGGACUAUGCUCUUUAUGUAUUUCCGCCCAAGUUCUUCCUAUUCUCUAGAUCAAGACAAAAUGACCUCAUUGUUCUAUACUCUUGUCAUUCCCAUGUUAAACCCUCUUAUUUACAGUCUAAGAAACAAGGAUGUGAAAGAGGCUUUGGAAAAGCUGAAAAAUAAAAUGCUAUUUUAA
This is a messenger RNA of Chrysochloris asiatica (Cape golden mole), 933 nucleotides long. RefSeq names its product olfactory receptor 5W2-like. Bases 1 to 933 code for a protein of 310 amino acids. Lineage: Eukaryota; Metazoa; Chordata; Mammalia; Afrosoricida; Chrysochloridae. Gene Ontology annotation, cellular component: membrane. Gene Ontology annotation, biological process: sensory perception of smell; G protein-coupled receptor signaling pathway. The transcript has a single exon. The record is from RefSeq and is a predicted model, not a curated record. Gene Ontology annotation, molecular function: odorant binding; G protein-coupled receptor activity; olfactory receptor activity.